UCCGUUACACGUUUGUGGAGCUAGCUGCUAGUUUUAGUGAAAUAUGUUAGGCUGCUGAUGGCGGUUUUUAAAGGUGGUUGGGCUGAUUAGGUACUAGACGUAUUCCAAAGUACAGCAACUAGUAGCCAACCCUUGGCCUAUGUAUUGUCACUGGCUCUACGUGAUUCUCGACACGUAAACAUAUCACAGGUAAAUUAUGUCUGGGAUGAAGGCGGACGGAAUUGGUUAAUACACAUUUUGCCGUUUGAAUAUUGGAGGUUGUGUGUGCAUUUUAUCAUUGUGUACAUCAUCUGCCGGAUAUUGGUAACUUAUCAUACAGUGACAAUGUAACUCCUGCCGGUGUGAAAAUUCUACCUGUCCCAGUUAUUGCCCUGUAUAAUGUAGAUGGCGGAAUGUAUCUAUGUUCAGGAACGGCGGAACGUUGUAAAAUAUGGCAGUGGUGUGUGUAAGGUGGGGGGUAGUGGCUGAUGCAGUGGAAGCAGUAUCCGUUAAUAUGCCGUUAAUAUGCUCCCCCUCCCCCCGGUUAACUGUUGUAUUAGUCCCUGUUAACUAUUAUAUUAGAUUCUAAGUAUAGUCAGUCGUUCAAAAACUGAAAAUUUUAACGUUCAAAAGGUCAAAGAAAUUUUAAGAGUAUAGAAUUUAUCAUAAUGUUAAAUUAAGGAUAUUUUGCGUGAAUGUUUAAACUCUGCAAGUGUUUUUGUUUAGUUAGUGUUAGUUUUUUGCGCGGAAUUUGUGUGUAACACGUCGGUUUAACCGUCGUUGUCAACUGCACCAAUGUGAGAUCGAUGUUCAACCGUCGAUUGUUAAUUGAACAUUAGAAAGGAAUUGUAAGGGUCUACCGUUCAAGAGAAACGCCUGACUCUAGUACAGCUAUGAAUUGGCAAGGCCUACAUCAAACACAGCUUUGCGAAUAUUUGCUCCCCUCUCAAACUGAAUCCCACUAUAUUGCGUUAUUUUGGAUUAAUCCGAGGAAACUACGCUAUGUAGCGUUAAACAUGUAAUGGUUUUUGAUUUAUGCUACCGGUAUAAAUAUUUGAUAAUAAUUAAAUAUUAGUAUUACUUAAUAUAAUAAACUCUGUCAAAAAAGAAACCCAACCCCUGUCCUCGGAUAUCAAAAAUUCGUUCGAAUAAAGUUAAAAUAAAGAUAAAACUAAAUUUUAGCCAAAUGUAAUGAAAUUAUACACGUUUUUAAUGAAGAUUACCAUCCAAACAACUGCCUUUUCUCUCCUAAGUGUAUUUUAUUGCUUAUGACGUCACAACGCAUGGACUGACCCUGUUGACGUCGCACACAGUACCAUUCAGAUGCAAAUCAUGUCAAUGGCAGUUAUAGUGUGGGGGUGUAUAAAAGUCUAUGUGCUUUCGUAUUUUAUUCAUUCAUUCGUCGACGAUAGGCAGUCGGUAAAAUGCCGCGACUGAGUGCUGCCGACCGAAAUAUCGCCAUUGGUCGUCUUCAAGCCGGGGAAAGUUUUGGUACUAUUGCACGACACCUAAAUGUUCACAAAACAACGAUAUCCCGACUUUGGAGCCGUUACAACAACUUUAAAGGCCAAGAAUCACGACCCCACUUCAAGAUCGGUACAACCGGGUCCUUCACCUGCGUAAUCGGCAUGCCCUACCAACCGUGACUGCCACACAUAUACCAGGUUUGAGGAGAGUGUCGGCUCAAACGAUUAGGAACCGUCUGAAAGAAGCGGGUUUACGUGCCUGUAGACCAGUUGUUGGACCUGUACUACGCCCCUUACAUCGACGCCUACGACUCAGGUGGUGCAACAACGUAAGGAUAUGGACUUUACAAAACUGGAGGCGCAUCUGGUUUUCUGAUGAGUCCCGUUUUCUUUUGACACGUCAGGACGGAAGGCAGCUUGUGUAUAGGAGACGUCAUGAACGCUUUGCGCCCAUCUGCGUCCGGCAGGUGGACAGAUUUGGCGGAGGCAGUGCUAUGGUUUGGGGAGCCAUCUCGUACAGCCAGAAAUCAGAAUUGGUGAUCGUUCCAGGGAACCUGACAGCCCAACGUUACAUCAACCACGUGUUACAGCCUCACCUUCUCCCGAUUAUUGACCGACAGACACAGCUUUUUUCAACAGGACAACGCCAGGCCUCAUACUGCACGUGCAACAAUGAACUUUCUGCAGGAUUCCAACAUCAGUGUCUUGCCGUGGCCCUCUAAAUCACCAGACCUCAACCCUAUUGAACACCUGUGGGAUACUCUGGAUCGACACGUGCGUCAACGUCAGCCACCGCCACAGACGCUUCAACAGCUCGCCAUUGCGUUACAGGAGGAGUGGAGGGCCAUUCCCCAGGAGAAAAUCCGGCGUCUUAUCCGUUCUUGUCCAAGGAGAUGCCGUGCAGUGAUUGCAGCUCGUGGUGGUCAUACGAGAUACUGAGGAAGACGCCCCCUGGUUCUCUUUACGGUCUGGAUCAUGGGCUCGUUUGGGGGUCACGCCUUACCCGGUAGCUUCUUCAUUGUAUAUGCAUUUUUCUUAACUACCUGCGCCUACGUCAAGUUUCUACAAAGCUCAAAGGGAGACACGCGCUUCAAAUCUUUUGCUUCAUUCUACUUUCCUUACGGCAAACUUCAGCGUUUUCCAUUGGAAGGUUUGCUCAAAGUUUUGCUGACGACAAUUGCUUUGAGCAUAGAGAUAUAUACAGGAUUCAACAAUGGGAAGUUUGUUGCCAUGGGAAAUGCUCAACAUGCCACUAUGUUUGCGUAUUUCGGUUUCAAUGGUGUAAUUGAUUUGUUACAACAUUUCAAGGCCCCCCUUCCACGUGACACUGAGUAUGUAACUCUUGCUAUGGCAUUCAUGGUCGAAGGACUUCUUUUCAAAUUCCAUCUUCAUGGCCGCUCUCAACUGGACGUUCUCGUUCAUACACUGCUGUUGUAUGUGGUGUACGCUUGUAUCAUCUCGGUGAUUGUAGAGAUGAAAUAUCGACAUUCUAUCUUGUCCCCUCUGGCUCGGGCAUACUUUUCGCUUAUUCAGGGCACCUGGUUUUGGCAAGUUGGUUUUAUUCUUUACAACCCAUCGCCAAAUGCAGUACCAUGGAAGGCCGACGACCACGGGGAAUUAACACUGGUAACCUUACUCUUUGCAUGGCACGCGCUGGCUGACUUCAUUAUCCUACUGGUGACGACCGUAACCAUCCAUGUCUGCUGUCGUCGGAGAAAUGGAAUCGCAGAAAACGAUGUUGGCUUAAAAAGGUUGUUGCAUUCAGGAAGCAAUGGUCAAGCAGUUGUCUGCGUACAGUCCGACAGUGAUAGUGACCUGGAAUUUGAGCAACCGGCCGUGGGGGUAAACAGAUAAAAGGCAAACUGUUGCAUGCAUACCUUUAAUGUUUACGUGUUAUUUCGUUCACUUAUGAGAUGGCACGUCGAUUAAUAUAGGCAUGACAACAAUUUUAUUUUUGAAACCGAAGUGAAUUACUUUCUCUCACUCAGCAGUAUAGCAGAAUUGCAGUGAGUAACCACUGUUACAUGUUUCCAAAGACCAAUUGUUCGAGCGCAUGUAUCGGGUUCGCUUAAACUCUUGAUUUAUUUGAUUUAUUUUCUUGGUGUUUUACGCCCUACUCGAAAAUAUUCCUAAACGCUUGCUUACUUUAGAGUUUUAAGUUAUAUUUGAUGUAAUAUGCUGAGAUUGUUUUGUCCUUCCAUAUAGUAUACUUUUAUGUGAAUAGUUUCCAUGAUGUUGCUAUGUACACUGUAGAUUUGAGCAAAAAUCUUGUGUGUUUGUUAGUAAUAGAUGUGCACAACUAUAGAUGUGCCUAAUUACAUUUAGGAAGAAUGUGGUAGGUUCAUAGAAUCAGAAUGCAUAAACUGAUUCAUUUAUAUGAUUGUAUUAUUUAUUUAUUUAUUUGAUUGGUGUUUUACGCCGUACUCAAGAAUAUUUCACUUAUACGACGGCGUCCAGCAAUAUGGUGGGUGGAAACCGGGCAGAGCCCGGGGGAAACCCACGACCAUCCGCAGCUGACAAACCUUCCCACGUAUGGCCGGAGAGGAAGCCAGCAUGAGCUGGACGUGAACUCACAGCGACCGCAUUGGUGAGAGACACCUGGGUGAUUACGCUGCGCUAGCGCCUCAAGUAGCCAAAUUUUUGACAGGUAUUUAUUGUUAUAUUGUACAACACAAGAACUAGAGAUGAUAUAUUUAUGUUUUGGCUCAAAAGAUGUGAUUUGAAAGAUUUUGAUUUAAACCCCAACAGCCGUUACAUUUCUACAUUGUUUUCACAGUGUGCACACAACUUAGAAAUGGCGCUUGCCCCAUUCUUGUUCGUCGAUUUUCGUCGAUGAGCUACUGCUUGAAAAUCACAUUAUUUAUUGGAUAUAUUGCUGUGGGGCUCUUGUAUAUGGUGGCGUGGUAGCCCUGAAACCAUAGGACGUCCUUCUCCGUCCAUGGGUUGUAUGCAAGGUGUCCAAUCUUAUGAAAGGACGCUGGACACAGCAAUAAGAUAUCUAUGCAUAUAUAUAAUCUGUCCAGAAAUCUGUUUGCGUAUCAGUUAUAUACUGCUGUUGACGUACAUGAAAGAGAAUUUUAGAAAGCUAUUUACAGUGUAAGAAUACAUUUACUAAUUUUAAAUUAUUAAGUAGAUUGAUUGUUAUCGAUUAUACGGUAAUCAUUAUUGCACUUGAGAUUUUAUAUUUUUAGGUAUGUAUUUAUAUAUUUUAUAGUUACCAAUAAUCGUAUGCCCUAAUAUAUGAUUCACCUGUGAUUUCGCUACUGAAAUUCUAUAAUUCUGUCAAAGUGGGAUUUUAUGUUCGUUAAUACUUUGAACUGUCAUAGUAUAUCUUUUGGAUGAAAUAGCUCAAAUGCGGAUGAGGAAUCCAAUAAUAAGUCAGAUAUUCCCGGAAUAAAUCUUGAUCUUGAUCUGAUAAAGCGGCUUUAGUGCUUGCUGUAUCAUAUACAGCAAGGUGUACUGUCUGUAUACAAGGCUGUUAGCUGUUUGUUCCUGUACACAGUUUACUGCUCCUAUACACAGUCAAUUACUUUUGUACACAAAGUUGCGUGUUCUUGUAUACAAAUUAAAGCUGCUUAUUCUUUUAUUUAGCAGAAGCUAUAUUUGCUCAAUUAUCAUAUAUGCCAUUUUUCAAAUACAUGGCUUUUGGCUGCCUCUUUUGCGUUCUUUGUGUUGUUGGUUGUUUGAAAGAGACAAAAACAUAAAAUGAUGCCAAAAUCAGAUGAAAGAACGCGAAAACUUAUUUACGAAUAUGGCCAUAAUCUUUUUUUUUUUUAGGAUUUUUUCUUUCAGGAUAAAAGGGUGUUUGAAAAUAUUUUUGUAUGGUGGGUUUUAGGGACCAUCUCUUCGUAUAUGUCGUCAUAAAAUAAUAAUGUUCUAAAUAAAGAUGUGAUGCCUGUCUAAAUAUUUAUUUAAAUGCAAAUGUGCUGUUUAUGUCCAAACACAUGAGUUCAGUGUAAAUUAUGAUAAUAUUAAUGAAUAUAUUAAAAAUGUAAAUAUGGUCAAAAUCCAGGUUGCACACAUUUGUUAAUUGAAAAGACCGAAUAUCUAGUUAAGAUAUAUCCAUUAAAAUAUGUUAUAUAUAUCUUCACGUAAAACAUUAUUACUCAAAGACUAUUAUAGCAAAAGGUGGUCCUAAACACCCACCGUACAAGAAAUAUUUUCAAGUAUGUUUUCCCUCUUUAGCAAAAAAUCGAAAAAGACAUUGAAGACCACAUUUACAACUAACUUGUCACACUCUUUCAUCUGAACUUUAUGUAAUUUUUAUGUUUUCUCCACAUAUAAAGUCAUGUUAUCUGAUGUGACUGUUCGAUGAUGUUGAACUUGAUUGACACUUUACAUAUUUUUGGCAGCUGUGAAGUUGAGUGCUCAAUUUUUUUUGUAGAGAAAUGCUUCUGAUAUAGGUGUAACGCCGUACCCAAGAAUAUAUCAGCUAUACCAUUGAUAUAUAGUAUUCUGAACUUGGAGAACAUGUAUGAUAUAUUUUUAUUUUAUGGAAAAAACACGUAUAUUUACAAAAAGUCGGUUUUGUUAUCAUUUAAAAAUCCCAAUAUUUCUUUAUGGCUGUCAUCACUAUUAGUUGAAACAUCUGGCAAUUAUUGCAAUUGUUGCAGUAAAGAGGAAUUUUCUCUUCGUUUCUUCAGAAUAGCUGAAAUGUCCUUGUAUCAUAGUAUUUAUUUAAAUCAACACAUUCCUCCACUAACAUUAAACAUACGGGUACAUUCAGAAACAGCUGCGAUACUCUUCAAACGCCUGACACAAUUGCUGUACUGUUCACACGUUUGACACAAUUGCUAUACUCUUCACACACGUGACACGAUGGCUAUACUCUGCACGUGGCACAAUUGCUAUACUCUUCACACACGUGACACGAUGGCUAUAAUCUGCGUGUGGCACAAUUGCUAUACUCUUCACACACGUGACACGAUGGCUAUAAUCUGCGUGUGGCACAAUUGCUAUACUCUUCACACACGUGGUAUGAUUGCUGUACUCUUCAUGCGUGUGGUACAAUUGCUAUACUCUUCACGCGUGUGGCACAUCUAUAUUCUUCGCAUGUGUGAUUCAAGUGCUAUACUCUUCAAAUGUGUGGUUUAGUUGUGAUAGUCUUCAUACCUGCGGCACAAUGCUAUGCUCCUCACACGUGGCACAAAAAUUGCUAUACUCUUCAUGCGUGUGGUACGAUUGCUAUACCUUUCACACGUGCGGCACAAUGUUAUACUCUUCAAAUGUGGUUCAGUUGCUGUACUCUUCAUACGUGCUGCACAAUGCUAUGCUCUUCACAAGUGUGACACAAAAUUGCUAUAAUCUUCACCCUUGUGGUACAAUUGGUAUACACUUAACACGUAUGGUUCAAUUGCUAUACUCCUCACAUGUGUGACACAAUGCAAUACUUUUCAGACGUUUGAAACAAUUGAUACACUCUUCACACACGUGGCACAGUGGCUAUACUCUCCAUACGUGUGACACAAUUGUUAUAUUAUUCACACUUGACACAAUAGCUAUGCUCUUCAGAUUUGUGGUUCAUUUCACUCAUUACACGGUGGAAAUCCGUCCUGCAACAAGGAGGCAUAUUACAUGCGUUCUAAGGAUUCCUUCGUCGUCAUAUGACUGAAAAAUUGUCAAGUACGACGUUAAACCCCAAGCACUCACUCACUCACUACAUAUACUUGAAAUGCUUGAAUGGGGCGAUGUAGGCCUGAUGUACAGGCACAUAAACAGCAGCGUGUAUAUUUCAAAACUUUUAUUUAGGCAAGCAGAACUAAGCCUGGGUAAAUAGCCAUUAUGAGGUAAGCACAUUUUAUGAGUCUAUUGGCGAGAAUCGGCUGAGAGUCAUGAAAAAUGUUGACAAUUUUCCGGAAGUAGUUUCACCCAAGUACUCAGUCAUAGUGCGUUUAAUUGAAUAGACCGUGUGUAUUGGUCAAAUAGGUCUCUUAGCUUCCUUUCGUGACGGCUUCUUCACCGUUUUGUUAGGAUUUGGUUGUAAUGAUCAUACACUGAAUUAAUAAUAAUUGUUUAAUUAUGUUUGGA
This is a messenger RNA of Liolophura sinensis, 7472 nucleotides long. Its product is annotated as transmembrane protein 45B-like. Bases 2421 to 3299 code for a protein of 292 amino acids. NCBI's taxonomy places the organism in Eukaryota, Metazoa, Mollusca, Polyplacophora, Chitonida, Chitonidae. The transcript is spliced from 2 exons. The record is from RefSeq and is a predicted model, not a curated record.